UUAAUUAAGUAUUGGGCUUCUUCUACUCUAUCUCUUAACCCCAAUUUCCUCAUUCUUUUGCUUCUCCUCCGACGAUGUCAUCAACAUUAUUCUCAAACAUGAAAUAUUCCGAUAGCUUAACAGUUGUCGGAAUCUCAAUCUGCACUGCAAUAAUCUGUGAGGCUAUCUCCUGGCUCUUAAUCUACCGUACUUCAUCCUACAAAUCCCUCAAAUCUACCAUCGACAAGGCCUCCAAGAAACUCGAAACGAUGAAAACCACGGAUCCUAAUACUGCAACAAUUGUCAAGAAAUCCAAAACCAAGAAAAUCGAUCGGGUCGAAUCAUCCUUAAAGGAAUCCAGUCGAGACCUCUCCAUGUUCAAAUUCAAAUCUGGCGGAGUAGUUGCCCUUGUUUUGUUCAUGGUUUUUGGUUUACUUAACAGCCUUUUUGAGGGGAAGCCCGUCGCAAAAAUCCCAUUUGUGCCCAUAAAGCUGGUGCAGAAGAUGAGCCACAGGGGAUUGUUGGGGGACGAUAUGACGGAUUGUUCGAUGGCGUUUUUGUACUUUUUGUGCUCUAUUAGUAUAAGGACUAAUCUUCAGAAGUUCUUGGGCUUCUCACCGCCACGUGGAGCAGCCGGGGCCGGGCUCUUUCCCAUGCCGGAUCCCAAAUCCAAUUGAUUAGGUUUCGGUGGACUUUCUCCAUCUGGUACUGAUUUUUGUUGGGUUUUGUUUAAUUUAAUGUUUGGAUCGGAGACUUUUAGAUAAUUAUAUGGUGGGUAUGAUGAAUAAUAAUUUCAGCUAUUGCUACUUGUGGAAUUUUUAAUUAACCUAAUACUAUCUUUGUUGCAUUUUGAUUA
Messenger RNA from Olea europaea var. sylvestris, 835 nucleotides. RefSeq names its product calcium load-activated calcium channel-like. The record is from RefSeq and is a predicted model, not a curated record. NCBI's taxonomy places the organism in Eukaryota, Viridiplantae, Streptophyta, Magnoliopsida, Lamiales, Oleaceae. Gene Ontology annotation, molecular function: calcium channel activity. Gene Ontology annotation, biological process: endoplasmic reticulum calcium ion homeostasis. The transcript has a single exon. Gene Ontology annotation, cellular component: endoplasmic reticulum membrane; cytoplasm. Bases 75 to 656 code for a protein of 193 amino acids.